Messenger RNA from Cryptomeria japonica (Japanese cedar), 865 nucleotides. Its product is annotated as tetraspanin-8-like. Gene Ontology annotation, cellular component: plasma membrane; plasmodesma. The transcript is spliced from 3 exons. Lineage: Eukaryota; Viridiplantae; Streptophyta; Pinopsida; Cupressales; Cupressaceae. Gene Ontology annotation, biological process: auxin-activated signaling pathway. The coding region runs from base 65 to 865 and encodes 266 amino acids. The record is from RefSeq and is a predicted model, not a curated record.
CGUUCUAUGGCUUGGCAGGAAGCCUAAAAGAAAUGAAUGAUAUGCAUAUCAAAGAUAUUUCAGAAUGGGUAUUACCAUAAUCGGAUUACUUACAUUUUCAACAUCUAUGCUCUCUGUACCGAUCUUGGGCGCUGGAAUAUGGCUCGCAACGGAGGCAGACAACGACUGCGAGAAGCUUCUUCCAUGGUCUGCGAUAACCUUCGGGGCUUUUCUCAUGCUUGUCUCUCUCACCGGCUUGUUAGGCUUCUUCUGCAGAGUCUCACGGCUGUUCUGCUUUUACUUGGCCGCCAUGUGUGCGCUCAUUCUGCUCUUGUCCUUCUUCACUGCCAUCGCCUACGCUGUUACUGACGAUGGCGGUCAGGCCGUCUCAGGGAAAGGGUACAGAGAAUACCAGCUGGGAGACUACUGUUUGCAGAAGAGAGUGGAAAACAGCAGCGAGUGGAAAAGCACGAAAAGCAGCCUUCAGGACGCCAAAGUAUGCAAGAAACUUGCUGAUGAUUCGGUCGGCAAAGUUGCAGAGCAGUUCUACAACCAAUUCAGAUUUGAAUCGAAUUUGCAGUCUGGCUGCUGCAAGCCUCCAAGCUCUUGCAACUUUGUGUAUGUGAAUGCCACUUUUUGGACUUCCACCGCAAGCAGCUUAACAGACAUGGAGUGUAGCAGAUGGAGUAAUGAGCAGGAUCAACUUUGCUAUGACUGUAAUUCAUGCAAGGCAGCUAUGUUGGCAAACUUGAAGCACAACUGGCAAAAGAUCGCUGUUAUCGAAGUUGUGGUGCUCAUUGCUCUGCUUGUGCCUGUAAUCAAGGACAUCGUGAAUCCAGAAUUUCGUGAAAUUGUGGAAGAGUCACAGUUUUCAUGGAGCAUGUAA